Molecule: messenger RNA, 1418 nt
Organism: Plodia interpunctella (Indianmeal moth)
Lineage: Eukaryota; Metazoa; Arthropoda; Insecta; Lepidoptera; Pyralidae
Product: myb-like protein X
Exons: 19
Coding region: 109-1359 (416 amino acids)
Source: RefSeq, a predicted model, not a curated record
CCAAGUUAUAAAUUACACGCUCACUGCAUUCCGAUUAACGUUUGUAAUUAUUUUCCCUAUGAUUGCUUUUCAUAACAUGUCUAAAAUAUAUAGAAAGCCGAGUGAAAAAUGAAGAGGAAUGUCAUUAUUUUCUUUGUUACGUUAAUUAUUUUGGAGUUUGCCAGUGCCGAUCCAGUUGUCUAUUUCAAUGGUAUAUCUCAACCAGAGCGACGACAAAUAAAUGAUCAAGAAGCUGAUGAUAUUAGAGACGAUAUAAGCGAAGCCGAAAAUGAAGAUAGCGGACACGUUCAUAAAUUAAAGGGCGAUGAUACUGAUGAUGAAGGCCAAGUUGAAAAACUAAGCGAUGGUGACUCUGAAGAGGAAAAUUAUGUCGCGAGGCCUCUUACUGUCGGUGACACAUUUACCGCUCGAGAACUUCUACCUGUUGCUGAAAAACUGUUUGAGAAAAUCGAACAUCCAGGAGAGGGAAAGGGGAUUGUUUCAUCAUCAACCCAGCCAGAGGAGCUGUCGGAUAAAUUGUUUAAAGCCUUUUUUAUGACUUCCGACCGCAUAGUAACAUUAACAGAGGAUGAUAUAAUUUCGCUUGAUACACUACAAAGUCUAGCUCUGGUUGGAGAACCAGCAACACGAAAAAAUUUCGUCGAUCAACCCAAAGAAAAAAUACAUAAAAAGAUUGUAGAUGUUAAUGGGCAAUGGGUCGAAAUAAAUGAUAAUGGGAACACUUCGAAUUUAAAAGUUUUAACCAAACAAACUCAAGUUCGUAAUCCGAAAAUCAGUAAAACAAAAAAUAUCGGAUCUCAGCGACGAGAAAAUAAGUUGAUAAAGAAGUUAGGCAAGAAUCGCCAUUUGGUAGUUCAUCGAAAAUAUAUGGAAAAUAAUAAAAGCAUCCCAGAAAAACCUCCUUGUCGCUGGAGUUACGUGUGCAAAGACCCGCUCGACUUGGAUUCCUGUCGAUUAAAAGAAAACUGUACUCUACGUCAACCAGACGAAAAAGUGGAUCACAAUCAAUAUAUUGAAACCAAUAUAAACGAAGACCCAAAAAUGUUAAAUAAGUUUCGUAAAUUUUUAUCAAUAAAUGCACUGGAUGAAGAAGUAGAGAAAAUUAUUGAAAAAAGAGUACUUAAAUAUAAACCGAAAAAUAUGGGCAGUGCGGAAAACAUGGAGAGCUUAUCUGAAUAUUUCCGCAAAAUACUUGUAUCAAGUGACAAAGCGGUAACUACGACAAUUGGAGAAGAAGAGUAUAGUGACACUACUGAGCCGAUUGCAAAAGCAAAGACGAAACUGAAAGGAGAUGACAGCAAGGUCAAGAGUCUGAAACCUGAGAAUAGUGAUGAAAGAAGACUGAGAAGUAAGGGCUGAUGAGUUAAAUAUUACAUAGCUACUUAAUUAGGAAAACAAAUAAAUAAAUAUGUACUCUA